Molecule: messenger RNA, 1178 nt
Organism: Anolis sagrei ordinatus
Lineage: Eukaryota; Metazoa; Chordata; Lepidosauria; Squamata; Anolidae
Gene: NUDT8
Product: nudix hydrolase 8
Molecular function (GO): coenzyme A diphosphatase activity
Source: RefSeq, a predicted model, not a curated record
CCAUUGGCUGAGGCGGGCGCCUCCGUCGACAUUCUCCUGCCCGAGUUUUCAGGAGGACAGAAUCCCGUCUUUGGGCUGAAGGGACGUUCGCCAGAGCGCGGAAAGCAAACUAUGUGCACCAUCAUCCAGCUGUAGAAAACACUGCUGGGCUGGGCUGAGCAGCAGGAGGCGAGUUCAUCUAGUGGGCAGACCCAUGGAAAUAUGCGCCUAAUUCUUCGCUACCUCUGCCAGGGUAUGACCCCUGUACCCAUAACCAACAUAUCUCCAGUUCGUAGGUACUUGUCUUGGGAGAAUGAGCAGCGCUGCAGAGGGCUGCUGGAGGCGUCCAAGAACCGGCACAAGCAAGAGGAUGUCUCAGCCGCUGUCCUGGUCUCCCUGUGCUCCGUGGCUGGGGAACCCGCCAUCCUGUACACUCUGCGCUCCAGCACCCUGUCUGGUGUGCACAAAGGAGAGGUCAGCUUCCCAGGUGGCAAGUGUGAUGACUCUGACCGGGAUAUCGUCGCCACGGCACUCAGAGAGACUCGAGAGGAACUGGGUCUACACUUAGGAGAGGACUGUGUCUGGGGCAUCAUGCGACCUUUGCCUGACAGGACCAAAAUAAUGGUUGUUCCUGUGCUAGCGAACCUGGGUCCUCUUGAGCAGCUGAUUCUGAAACCUAACCCCCAAGAGGUUGAAGCUGUGUUCACACUAUCCAUCUCCCACCUGCUGAAAGAACAGAACCAGGGCUAUACCCACUUUUGUAAGAACGGUGUCUAUAGCUAUACGAUGCCUGUCUUCCCACGAGGCCCUCACCGAGUAUGGGGUCUCACAGCCAUAAUCACUGAAUUGACUCUGGAGUUGCUGGCACCCGGGAAAUACCAGAGACGGACUCGUGUGGUGGGCAGGCACUAAUGUUUUCUAGCUAAUGUCCAAACGAUGGCUUCUAAGCUCUGGCUCCUGCAACCCCACCAAAGGACUUGAAUGCAGGUGAACCGUCAGCCAAGUGUUCAUGUCUUUCCAAGACACCAUGGUCUUUAAAACCUCGAACCACUUCUUGCUCAGUACACACAACCCCACCCUCCAUGGUGCAGUUGUGUUGAAUUAUUCGCGAUGGGGGAAGAACAGACCUAUAUUGUUUUGUUAUCAGGUGGUCUAGGAUUUAUUUUUGAAUAAAAUAAAGCUUCAUAUUUGAAAUCUCA